AAAAAAAGGAAAAGAAGAAGAAGAAGAGGGGGGAGGUCAGUAAUUAUUUAGGGGGGGGGGGAAGAAAGAAAGAAACAAAGUUGUCGACCGUGCAGUGCACACGGGGAGGGAUUUUUUUUUCCCGUGUGGAUCUAUCUCGCAGCGGCUCGUUGGGUCCGGCACCGGUCCGCUCGGGGAUGCGAGUGUAACGGGGUUUCCACCCCCCUCCACCAGCAGCACCAGCACCAACCCCCCUGCGUUUCCGUCCUGUGUCUCCAAAACUUCUCUCUUCCACCGAGUCCCGGAGCGGAUUUCUCCUUUCGGGGGAGAAAAAACACAAACCGCCCGGGGAAUGAUCGGAGCAGCCGAUCGGAGCCGACGGAGCGAGGAGCCGCGGCUCGGCUUCUUAUAAGUUCAACUUCUUUUCGACAAGUUGCGUCUCCCUCCCCGAGCACAUUUCGACCCGAGAUGAAUGGCAGAAGUCGGAUGGAUUGUCGCUCACCACAGAUUACCUGCGCCCGUGGAUCCUCCACACAGAGGCAAACCGGAUGACUUCAGCCAUGUAACCGCCCUGAAAUGUCUUAAAGGGUCUUAUUUAUCUGUUUUUUUUGUUGUAUUUAUUGUGUUUGUGUGUGUGUGUAUAUAUAUAAGGGAUCCAUUUUUUUAUUUUUUUUUAGCAAAUUCCAAGGCCAGUUAUAUAUAUAUAUAUAUAUAUAUUUUUUGUAUUUUGAACGCUGACAUUUCAACUGUCGUAGUGAAAGCUCUAGACUCCCUCGAACAUCUUUGUUCUGCUGUACAUCUCUCCCACACACACACACACACACACACACACACACACUGUAUUUUUCCUGUCCACGCCGAAUCUGUAACCUCCCAGGGGAGAAGCUCCACUUUCGCCCCCGGACGAGGCAUCCGGGAAAAAAAAAAAAAACGGCUUCACCAUGGACAGGCCGAUCAGCAAGCUGCUGGAGAAGCUGAAGCUGACCGACUCGGGCAGUGUGAAAUUCAACAGCUCAAAGAAGAAACACGACUCUGCCAGCAACUCUAACAACAGCAACGCCAACGCUGGCAUCUCCGGAGGCGGCGGCGGGGGCAGCGGCCUGCCACCGGCUCCGGGCUCUGCGGCUGCCUCGCCCUCGAGACCCGGCCAGUUCUCGCUUGCCCCUGCAACCACAAGUGAUGCAUGUGUUCCAGCGAGUGGGAGGGGGGGAGGAGGAGGAGGAGGAGGAGGAGGGGGAGGGAUGGGUAUGCCUCCCUCUCAGCUCCUCACCUCACCACAGACUUCCGCCGCGGUGGGCGCCAUACCCUCAGAUGGCGAGCAGCCGCUUCACCCCUCCACCCUGGCACCGCUGAGGCGUCGCUCCCCGCAGCAGCGGGCCUCCUGUUACCUGGGGGAAGGCGUGGAUUCGCACAUGAGGCGCGAGUCCGGUCUGGGCCCCGAGUGCGACCCCAUGGGGACGUAUGGCUCCAAGACGUCCCUCAACCAGCGGCGCUACUCACUGGAGCUCCAGCAGCUGGUCCGACGGCAGCAGCUCCUCUCCCAGCCGCCGCCUCUCUCCGUGCCCCCGCCGUACCCGAGCUAUGGAUCGGCCCCCCGAGGCGGCAUGGCCGAGCCGGGGUACGUCUCCGAGCACGAGAGGCACAAGCGUCUCUCCCUUCAGGAGGCUCUGUUCUACAAACGCCUGAGCACAGGCAGUGAACUGUGGGAGAGCCCGAGGCCGGCGUCCCUCUCUCAUCCGCCACAUCGGCCGUCCGAUGUGACCGGUGGAGGUGUAGGGGGGAGCUUCUUUUACCCCCCGGGGCCAACUGUGAGCCCAUGCUCGUCGUUCAGCCUGCAGGAGUCGCUGCUGGUCAGCCCCAGGUCCAGCUUCGCCUCCAGCACGGCCAGUGGUGGUGGAGGAGGGAGCCCCAUGGGGAGCCGCUGCAGCAGCAACCGGACCAGCGGCAUCAGCCUGGGCUACGACUCUCGCUACUCGGCCUCUGGAGGCCUCCCCCCACAGCAGCCGUCCCCCUCCAUGCAGACAGCGGGCUCUGUGGCUGGUUACGGCGCUCCGGGAAGGGCCGGGGUCACCCCCGUGGAGGCCUGGACUCAAUACCUGGAGGUGGGCAUGCGACCAGGGGCCCACGACAGUCGACACUCCUACCCACCUGCCGUGGGAAGUCCCGCAGCCGCAUGCUACCCGGGGGGGCCGGAGUGGUGGGACGAGCAGCAGGUGGGAGUGAGAGGCAAAGAGGGGGGUGUGAUGGGAGAGAGGGCUCGCUACUCGGACCUGCCCGGCACCCGCUAUCAGGAGGAGCUCACCCGGCUUCUCCUGAGGGAUGCGGCGCUGGAGGGCGAGAAGCUCCUGGACGGCCUGACGCUGAAGGAGCACUCCCUGGCCCUGACGGCGCUCUCGAAACCGAGCGCGGCGGCGCUGGGGCCGUCGUCCGCCGGGGCGCCGCUCAAACCCCAGGAGGAGCCGGGAGUCGGAGCCGGGAGAGAGGGCGCGGAGAGCCGCCAGGAGUACUUUGGAACCUGUGUGAAGUGCGGGAAAGGCGUGUACGGGGCGGACAACGCCUGCCAGGCUCUGGACCACCUCUAUCACACGCGCUGCUUCACCUGCGUGUCCUGUGGACGCACCCUGAGGAACAAGGACUUCUACAAUGUCAGCGGCUCUGUGUACUGUAAAGAGGAUUACAUGUUUUCGGGAUUCCAGGCGGCUGCUGAGAAGUGUAGUGUGUGUGGCCACCUUAUUCUCGAACAGAUCCUGCAGGCCAUGGGGAACUCGUACCACCCCGGCUGCUUCCGCUGCGUGGUCUGCUCCAAGGCGCUGGACGGCGUGCCGUUCACCGUGGACCAGCACAGCAACAUCUACUGCGUCGCAGACUACAACAAGACUUUUGCCCCCAAGUGUGCAGCCUGUUUACAGCCCAUCUUACCCACCGAGGGCAGCGAGGAGAUCCUCAGGGUCGUGUCCAUGAACAAGGACUAUCACUUUGAGUGCUACCACUGCGAGGAGUGUAGAAAGCAGCUCUCCGACAAGCCCGGCUCGCAGUGCUUCCCCCUGGACUCUCAUCUCCUCUGCCACUCCUGUCACAUGAGCAGGGCGUGUGCCACACACAGCAUUCCCCCCCACAACACACACUGAUCGGUGCCUAUGCAGCUACAUUAUGUUUGGAGAAAAGAAAAAAAAAAAGGUGUUCGUUACAUUUCGUCUCUCUCUCGUGCUUUUCCGCUCAGUCGCGUUUUUUUUUCCUCUCCAAGAGAUGAAACUGCUGAUAUUGAGACAUUUCCACUGAUUCACUUUUGCGUCUUCGACUCGGAUCAGUCCCGUGUGUCACGUGUACUGCCUGCUGUACCAUUUACUGUACCAUAGUUAUAAGGGAACGAAAAAUGAAACUACUGCUUUAUUAUUAUUAUAUUUUUUUUACCCCAAUGUGGCUACUGUUUGCUGUAGAAGAACAAGGGAUUUUUGCUAAACUGUUUUUUGGCUAAAACAUUUUGCACUUAAAAAUUUAAACUUUACUGUAAAGAGAUUUGUUCCGUGAAUCUGUACAAUUUUUAGGGGGGGAAAAAAACAAAACAUUUCUGCAAUUUCCUUAUGUUGUAAUAAAUAUUUUCAUUUGUGUUCUGACAAUUGUAGAUGAACCUCUCUAAUCUGUAAUAUGUUUGGUAAAGCAACAUUUAAAGCAUUUUCCUCUGCUCUGAA
Scophthalmus maximus (turbot) is the source of this 3668-nucleotide messenger RNA. It is a transcript of the gene ajuba, whose product is annotated as ajuba LIM protein. Gene Ontology annotation, biological process: positive regulation of miRNA-mediated gene silencing; negative regulation of hippo signaling; response to hypoxia. Gene Ontology annotation, molecular function: transcription corepressor activity. Gene Ontology annotation, cellular component: nucleus; P-body; adherens junction. Bases 921 to 3107 code for a protein of 728 amino acids. The transcript is spliced from 9 exons. Lineage: Eukaryota; Metazoa; Chordata; Actinopteri; Pleuronectiformes; Scophthalmidae. The record is from RefSeq and is a predicted model, not a curated record.